UCAGAAAGUAGCAUGCUUGUUUACAGGCCCGCAAACCACCCCUGCUGAGGUCUCAGGCUGCAGAAGAGGAUCUGUGAGCAUCUGGGAAUCCUGUGGAGCUGUGUCACCUUUGGUCUGUGUGUGGAGUUCUGCCACAUGUUGCUAGAUGAGUUACAUACUGGUAGCUUGAUUGUGGCUGGAUUGUAGCUGCAGGCUGCACCCUGAAAGGCGGUUUGCCAGUACACUCUUCACUGUCCAUCGUCUCCCAGGAACACCUGAGUCCAGGAGGCAGAAGUCCCAGGUUGUGGCUUUCUUACCACAGAUGCCAUACUUCAGACUACAUCCAUCCAUCCCAUAUCCCAGAGGUCACCGGACCCAACAGGCAGCUUUUGUCCUGCUGCUGGCUAGCUUGGUGAUCCUUUCGGGGGUUGGGAUUCCACCAAGUCACACUCUCCAGUACCUGGUGCUCCACCUAGCCUCCCUGCAGCUGGGACUGCUGUUCAAAGAGGUCUGCUGUCUGGUUGAAGAACUAUGCCACGUCCAAUCCAGGUACCAAGGCAGCUAUUGGAAGGCUACACUCGCCUGCCUGGGCUGCCCCAUCCGCCGCAUGGCCCUGUUGGUACUGUCUGUCUAUUUCUACUGUUCCCUCCCAAAGACUGAUGGCCUGCCUCUCAGUUGGAUGCUUGCCCUUCUGGGCCUCUCACAGGCCUUAAGCAUCCUCCUGGGCCUCCAGUGCCUGGCCCCAGCGGAAAUCUCUGCAGUCUGUGAAAAAAAGAACUUCAAUGUUGCCCAUGGGCUGGCCUGGUCCUACUACAUUGGGUACCUGCGGCUGAUCCUGCCAGGGCUCCAGGCCCGGAUGCAAAUUUUCAAUCAGCAGCAUAAGAACAUGCUAUGUGGCGCCGGGAGCCAAAGGCUGUACAUCCUUUUCCCAUUGGACUGUGGGGUGCUUGAUGACCUGAGUGUGGCAGACCCCAACAUUCGCUUCCUGAAUAUUCUGCCCCAGGAAAGCAUAGACCGUGCUGGCAUCAAGGGUCGGAUUUACUCCAACAGUGUCUAUGAACUUCUGGAGAAUGGGCAGCCAGUGAGUGCACAGAACAAGGCAGGCACCUGCAUCCUGGAGUAUGCUACACCCUUGAAGACUUUGUUUGCCAUGUCACAGGAUGGCAGAGCUGGCUUUAGUCGGGAGGAUCGACUUGAGCAGGCCAAACUCUUCUGCCGGACACUUGAGGACAUCUUGGCUGAUGUCCCCGAGGUCCAGAACAACUUCCGCCUCAUCGUCUACCAGGAAUCCACAGAGGGAAGCAACUUCUCACUGUCUCAAGAGAUUCUCCGACACAUGCGACAGGAGGAAAGGGAGGAGGUUACUAUGAGCAUCCCCCAGAACUCAGUGGCGCCCAAUUCCUCCGAACUGUCAGAAGAGCCCAAACUCCUCAUCAGUGAUAUGGAACAGCCUCUCCCGCUCCGAAGUGAUCUCAUCUGAGGGGCAGGGCCGCCUUGCCUGAGUCUCCAGUGGUCCCUAAGCCUCUUGACUGGGAGCUUUCCUCGGUGACUAGGGGCCUCAUAGAGACUUCUCAUCUAUAGAUGAGUCCCAUAUCCCUGGGCAAGCCAUUUAUUUCAUCUCUGAGUUUCAGUCUACUCUGUGAAAUUGGAUCAUAAUGACUGCCCUGCCUGCCUCAUAGGGCUGUUGUGAGGACUAUGCAUAGGUGGAAGUUUGGUGUAAAUUGCUAGAUAAACUUAAAAGAUGUUCCAGGCAUUCUCUGCUCUGAUGUUAACCUGUCUGGAUGCCAUCAGCAGACUCUCUGAUCCUCUGGCUUCUGGUCAUGUGUGUUCAACAGGUACUCCAGUAGAUGAAUGGAGAGGGGGGAAAUGUGAGGCAGGGGCAUGUGCUCCCCUUAGCUCACUUCCUGCAGUACUGAGUAGGCUGUUCUACCAGGCUGCCCUCUCAGUAAACUUGUCCAUCUCUAGGUUUCUGGAAGGGCCUCUUCCCCUUUUCCCUAGCGCUAGUAUUGGUUUAACACAAGAGUACUUACUCUCUUGUGGUUUCCUUAUAUCCUGUCCUUAGUCUGUAGGGUUUUUUUUUUUUUGGUCUUUUUGAAG
Molecule: messenger RNA, 2076 nt
Organism: Nannospalax galili (Upper Galilee mountains blind mole rat)
Lineage: Eukaryota; Metazoa; Chordata; Mammalia; Rodentia; Spalacidae
Gene: Sting1
Product: transmembrane protein 173
Exons: 8
Coding region: 302-1459 (385 amino acids)
Biological process (GO): autophagosome assembly; positive regulation of type I interferon production; positive regulation of macroautophagy
Cellular component (GO): endoplasmic reticulum membrane; autophagosome
Molecular function (GO): 2',3'-cyclic GMP-AMP binding; cyclic-di-GMP binding
Source: RefSeq, a predicted model, not a curated record